This is a messenger RNA of Portunus trituberculatus (swimming crab), 2603 nucleotides long. RefSeq names its product centrosomal protein of 76 kDa-like. Bases 305 to 2392 code for a protein of 695 amino acids. NCBI's taxonomy places the organism in Eukaryota, Metazoa, Arthropoda, Malacostraca, Decapoda, Portunidae. The record is from RefSeq and is a predicted model, not a curated record. The transcript has 13 exons.
AUUCUGCGUCACCUGUACCAUCAAGAUCAAGAAGAUCAAGAUCAAGAAACAAACCCGCCGCGCGACGUAUCAAUCUUGGGUGUGUGGAUGUUUGUUGUUGAGUGUUGCCUCUGUGGUAUCGCCUGCAUUGUUCAUAUCAUUUGGCCUUUCCCAUAAGAUUAUCACUUUAAUGAGACAGAAUACAGUAAUAUAGAGCCGUUGAAUCACAGCUCACACCUACAAGGCAGGCAGUGAGCAGAAUGGUGAGAGGCCAAUUCACUGUGUAAAUAGGCUCACCAUCCCGAAGCCAGUUGCUCUCAAAAGUAUGGAUAAAGAACAAACAGGAAAUGAAAUAAAAAAUGCAAUUCGAAAUGAAAUUAAAAAGGAGUAUCUGCAGUCUAUGAUUGAUCAGUUAAUAAGAGACAUAAUUCAAGGAGAGCUUUCAGAAUCAAAGGAUGUGGAUGCAGAUGCUGUUGUGGGGCAUCUGUUGGACUCCACAGCAGUGCAGUCAUUGAUAGAGAGAUUAGGUGUUACAAACCAGAAGUCUCAGCAUCAAGUGCCUUCCGCAAUAAAUGUUCCUCAGAAUAUUAAAGAUGAAAUGCUUGGUGGAAGACAAUAUUUAUAUUUGAAAAUAUGUGGUGGAAGAGCCUUCAUGGACCACUUGGGAGUUAGUAAUUCUGGUGGCCCUCACCAGCCCUUCUUUGUCAUCCAUGUGGCACUCCAGACUCAAAGAUAUAAAACUCGUCGAAUCAGUUGUGAAUGUGACCCUCAGAUCUCUGAGGGAUUUCUAUUUGAUUUGCAACAACUGAAACCAGGUUAUGCUGCCAAAACUUUGGAUGCAGCAGAGCUGCUUUCCCUCACUGAACCCAUAACUUUGAUUGUGGUGAAAGAAGGACAAGUAGCCAAUCCAACUUUAGUCUCUGUUUACACUCUAGAAUGGCAUUCACUUUUAACACAACCAUCAUCAAGUUGCAAAUUUGUGUGCCAACUGAUGGGUAUUGUGAAUGUAAACAAACAACUACCCACCAAGAUGUCUUCCUCCAGUGAUGAUGCUGAAGCGGUGGUUGCUCUUAUUUUGGCUUACUGGAAGAAUCAACAGAAAAGAAAAUGCCUGUGGAUACGUCCCUGGUUAAGUAGAACUUCUCUUACAGUACAUGUUUUCUUUCUCAUAUACAGAGCAGAACAUCAAGUACCAGUUGGAUUAUUGGACAUUGAAGCAACAUUAUUACCCCCUGUUGAAAAAGUCAUUCCACAUAAGGUCUUUGUAGAACACCUUCAUAGCACAGAAACACGCAUAGGGGAAAAGCGGCGACUUUUUGUUAGUUAUGCCCGUGAGUGGUGGAGAGAGUAUACAGAGGCCUCAGAAAAACAUAGAAAAAGGAUGGUCAGAAUAUUUGCCAUGGAUGAAUGUGGAAAAAAUAGAUUUGUUUGUGAGUUUGUGAGAAUACUUGAGGUGGGUCAGGCUCUGAAAUCACCUGAAGAGGCUGCACGCUGGGUCUCUGUCCUGCCCACCAUCCUGGAACAUCAGUUGCCUGCAGGUCCUACUAAACCAUGGUAUACACUUGGGACUGCUGUUAUAGCUGGCUCAUUGAACAUAGAAAGCAAAUGUAGUCUGCUGUGCAGUCUUCUCCUUGGCUUUGGCCUAGAUGCCUGGAUAUGCGUAGGCACCAAUCAGUCCGGACAGCCUCAAGUAUGGAUCAUGACCAGGGGACCCUAUACAGCUGUAACUUUUUGGGAGUCUAUAACAGGUUCACGGUACUUGCAUAGAGUUGGUCAACGUGCUGCUCAUGGCUAUGCUACUGUUGGAAGCGUCUUCAAUAACAAAGCAUUUUAUGCAAAUUGCCAGGUAUCAGAGAAGAUUGAAUACUGCAGUUUUGUUCUUGAAGAUGCCACUAUCUGGAAAAAAAUGUCCUACACAGCCACAUCAAGCAUCGUGGAGAAAGAAGCCUACCAUUUGAAGUUAGUGUCUCCUGUAGACAAUGGAAAUGAGAGGAAAAUUAACAUGGAAAAGCAGUUGAAAAUAUUGAUAAUGGAACACAGGAAUGAACAUGGCCUGAGUACUCAUUUUGAUGAUCAUCUGAGCUAUGUGUUGACACCUGCUCUGUGGUCUUAUGAGAGAGAGGCCAUAGAUAGUGGUGGACUUGCUGAAAUCAGAAGUGCAGAGUUUUUUUCUGCUGCACUCAUGAACACCGUGCCAGAAGGAUAUACAUUCAAAGGAUUUCCCUUGCAUUUUAUGCAUUCUUCAUCAAAACGAGCUUUCAGUGCUAUAUCAAAUUCCAGUAUUGGCCGUGAAAUAAUUGAGUGUCGAGGAGAUAAUGUCACCUUGGCUGUACGUGCUAUCACCACCUGUUAUCCUGAAAAUGUGUUUGUCACAUGGGUUAUGGUAGCAUGUACCUUUAGGCAGUUAGGAUGACAUGUACAAGCAUCAAGCAUGUCAUCCAUAUCUAGAAGUGUUGCAUGAUAAUUUAGUUGUUCUGAUGACCACAAAGGAGCAUAUUUUCAUUCAUAUUUCUGGCAUACUCUCAAACAAUCCACGCAAGUUUCUCUCUCUCUCUCUCUCUCUCUCUCUCUCUCUCUCUCUCUCUCUCUCUCUCUCUCUCUCUCUCUCUCUCUCUCUCUCUCUC